GAAUGUAAAAAUGUUAUGACUACGCCCAUGUCCCACAAUCUUAUUUUGUUUGGGCCGCAUUUUUUGGGGCUUAUCAUUCUGACUAUGGUAUUCGUUAUCAGUAGAUAAAAACCUCUCCAGACCGAGCCGUUAGCAUGCCUAUCGUGCCUAAUUGCCGAAAUCACUGGACCCCCAUACCAAAACUCGCCACCACGAGAGAACCGAAGCAAUUUGCUUGACGCCAUUUCGUUCUUUAUUGACGCGACCAAUUAAGAAGGCAACGUUGUUGAUUUGAUUGCAAGGCGAAUAUGAAUACAACUGGAAUUCCUAUAUGGGUUAUAAAUAAAGCUGGGCCCCCGAAAGGGCUGUUCAGAUGUGGAGAGCGGCUGCCGAUCGAGAGGAACUCCGAACUGAGAAACGUUUCUAAUCUUGGCCCAAGUUACAGUUUCCAUUGCACAAGAAGAAGCUUAUCAAAAGUGAAAAAAAUAAAACUGGACCCACAACAAGUAACAACAUCUACACAACGGCAGCAGUCUAGCAACGAAGCGUAUACGUAAUGCCAAGCAAAGUUCCAUUCAUUUAACGCGCGCUCGCUCGUUUCAGUUCUCGGGCAGGUGUCAAGCGACGUACACGCGAAACGCCGACGCGGUUACAGUUCCAGAAUAUCAUAUAUGUAUAUGCUAUAUAUGCUCGAGUGGCUAAUUAACAUAAGCGUUCCGUCCCGUCUCUUUACCUGAACCUGAGCUGUCUGGAAUACACUCAUCCACAAUUCUUUUGGGGAAGCGAGUACAAAGUCACAAUACAAUAUUUUGAAACAUACUCUCCGACAUACAUACAUACAUACAUAUAUAUAUUUGCGUAUGCAAAAACGGAUCGCCAUGCUGGAUCCCAUUUCGGACACACCGCUGGUCUUGGCCUACGUAUUUAUGUCGCUGCUAGUGCUCAUUCUGUGCUUCAUUUUCUUCAAUGUGGUCCACAAGCUGUAUCGCAGUCUCAACAGCGAGGUAUCAGCGGUUCCGAUAUCCACCGCACAGCCGCUGAAGACCUCCAUCAUGGAGCUAGACGCCAUGAAAACCGGUUAGGAUGGGCGCAGCGGCAGCAGCAGCAGCACCACCAGCACCAUCACCAUCAUCAGCAGCUGGCUAUGAGAGGGGCGAGAAUCUCAGUGCGACGUCGGAGCUCCGGUUUUAAUUCGGGCGUUCGGAGCACGAGGCGCAGCAGCUGCAAUCCACCCACUCGCACGACACAAAAAUUUUAGACGCCUGUUGAUACAUAUAUAAACAGAAAAGCAAUUAGACAUAAAUACACGAAACUAGGCUUACGAGUAGAAAUUAACUACAUUUAACGCUGGUCCUCUAGUCAAUUAAUUGUUCGGUUUUGCCCUAAGGUUAGGUUACAUGUGUACAUUGAUAUUGUAAAUAAAGUGACUUGAACGAUA
This is a messenger RNA of Drosophila elegans, 1417 nucleotides long. RefSeq lists its product as uncharacterized. The transcript has a single exon. The record is from RefSeq and is a predicted model, not a curated record. The coding region runs from base 840 to 1061 and encodes 73 amino acids. Lineage: Eukaryota; Metazoa; Arthropoda; Insecta; Diptera; Drosophilidae.